AUGAAUAAAAAUAAAUCACAAUUACCAACAGUUGUAAAAAAUAUUCAAGAAUUUGUACAAGAAAAUGUACAUCAUUGUCGUCUUUGUGGUAAAGCAAUAUGCGAUGUUUGUAGUUUAAAUCGUUCAACAUUACCUAAAUAUGGUUAUGAAUUUCCAGUUAGAGUUUGUAAUGAUUGUUUUGGUACAAUUUCAGAUGCUGAUCGAAUUUCAUUAGCAAAAUUUUAUGAUAGUAAACAUUGUAUAACACAUAUGAAUAUUGAUGAAACAAAUAAUCUAAUGAUUACAUCGGGUUUUGAUCGUAUUAUUAAGCUCUGGGAUAUAAGUAGCCUUUUUGGUUAAAUUUUGUGACUAAAAAAUGUGUGACUGGAUUAACCCGAAACAACAACAUUCGAAUCGAACGAUCAUGAUAACCAACACAACAAUACACACAUAAUUCU
This is a messenger RNA of Dermatophagoides pteronyssinus (European house dust mite), 437 nucleotides long. Its product is annotated as WD repeat and FYVE domain-containing protein 1-like. Lineage: Eukaryota; Metazoa; Arthropoda; Arachnida; Sarcoptiformes; Pyroglyphidae. The record is from RefSeq and is a predicted model, not a curated record.